AUGUCAACAAUUGAUAAUAUUUUGGAUAGAGAGAUUAAUGAAAAACGUCUUGAAAAUAUUAUACCUUUGUCACUAGGUAACAUCAGUGGCAUAAAGUACUUUUAUUAUGCUGCGGCCACAGCUAAAAAAGAGUUGAUUGAACUGCUCUUGCUCAGAAAAAUAAAUUUUAAUCAACAUUUUGAAAGAACAGGAAUGACGCCUCUUCAUGCUGCGAUCGAAAAUGGAAAAGUAGAUAUUGUCAAACUUCUAUUGCAACAAGGGACAGAUUGGACAGUCACCAGAAAUCUUCGUCAGUUUCCAUUUGAUACUUCAACAUCUUCAAAUGGUUAUACCGUUCUACAUAUGGCUGCUCAAAAAGUGCACAAAGAAAUGAUCAAUAUUUUUCUAGAAUAUGGCUCGUUUAAUUGCCUUUUCAUCCCAGCAGGAGAACACGGAUACACGCAUUUCCAUGUUGCAGUGGACAGUGAACAUGAGGAUGUAGUCAAACUCUUCCUGGAGAUUGGUGUUCGUGCAGAUUGUCCCACUGGCAGAGGUUUUGUUUCUCUUUAUAUUGCUGCACAAAAAGGACAUGAGACUAUAUUACAACUUUUGCUAAAAUACGAUACUCCCGUUGAUGUUGUGGGACAAACGAGUUUUGAAUUGUCGACAGAAUGUAAUUCAAUAUUAGAAACUUACGGUAUAGUUGAUCUCACUCAAGAAGGUCGCCACUGGAUCAUUAAAUGGGAUGAAGCUUUCAGUCCUCUUUACGUAGCUUCUUACCAUGGACAUGAAAAAAUGGUCAGAACUCUCCUCGAGAAAGGAGCCGAUCCGAAUUCCAGUUUCGAAAAAGGUAUUACGCCUGUCCACGCUGCUGCCCAAGAAGGACAUAAAGAGAUUGUCGAUUUGCCUCUGAAGAAUGGUGCACUUGCUAAUUUCAAUAAAUCUAACCAAUUUUCUACUCCUCUUAUUGUUGCCGCUAAAGGAGGACAUGAGGAAAUUGUAAAAAUACUUUUACUCCACGAUGCUGAUGUUAAAACAAAACUUCGUUCACCAUACCGCGAUUUUUCAAAGUGCAUCGAAAACGUUUUCAGUUGUGAAAAUUUUCCAUUAUGUAUCGAACAUGGGAAUGGUCAAAUGGCACUUCAGUUUGCCGCUAAAGCAGGAAAUAAAAGUGUUAUCGAUAUGUUAUUAAAAUAUGGAGCCGAUGUUAAUGAAUGUUCUGAUGAUGGGCAUCCUUCUAUCCCAAUUGCCGUUUUUGAAAAUAAUGUGGAAAUUCUGCGGACACUUCUAGAAGCUGGUGGUAAUAUGAACUGA
Belonocnema kinseyi is the source of this 1293-nucleotide messenger RNA. Its product is annotated as ankyrin-1-like. The record is from RefSeq and is a predicted model, not a curated record. Gene Ontology annotation, molecular function: protein binding. The transcript has a single exon. The coding region runs from base 1 to 1293 and encodes 430 amino acids. Lineage: Eukaryota; Metazoa; Arthropoda; Insecta; Hymenoptera; Cynipidae.